CGGGUAUAUGAACAUGGAGCGUUGUGGCACAGUGCAUAAGUCUCCGGAUUUUGAAACAGAGGGUCGUGGGUUCAAACACCAGCCAAUGCGUACACUCUAAAAAAAAAGGGGGAUUACCCAAUAUUGGGUAAAAAUGGGAACAUACAUGUUGGUUGGGUAAAAGGGUAAUUUUUACGCAACGUUGUAUUGCAGCAAAUAGCGCCCUAUAUAUGGGAUUAAAAAAAGUACCUAGCAAACAUGUACAUGUAUGUUCCCUUUCUUACCAAUAUUGGGUAAUAUUUGACUCUGCGUUUUUAGAGUGUAUCCUCCAGCAAGAAAUAUUGAUCAACAUUGUGCCCUUAUUCCACUGUGAGAUGGCGACAGAAUGUAUUCCAUCGUUUGAGCCUCAACUCCUUGGUAUAACGCAUAGUGAACUCAUGUGCAUGCAUCAUUGUGUAUAACUCGAUGAUGCAUGUGUAUUAUGUACGCUUCAACUUGAACUUCCUUUUAUCGUGCAUGCAGUCAUUAACGUAUGUCUCGUUCCUGGGAGAAUCCGGUGGUACAUGAUAACUAGUAUAGCCAGGCAGCAACAUAUUGGGCAUAUAUUAUCGGAUCAGACGACUGGGGGCGAGGAGCAUAUAUCUCUAUGGAGGUGAUGUCGACCAUAAUGUCUCUAACAUGGUGCUCAAUCGUUCAAAAGCUUUGUGGUGCUUGCUGCUUACAAUGUGUGUUUCAUUGUCAUGGUUAUUGUGGUAUAAGCCAUGGGUAUGGACAUCUGUUAAUAACAUCUACAUGUUCAAAUUCUCCCCAUUGACUGUGAACAGCGAAGAUAAAUAUAUUACACAUUACAUCGAGGAUAUCAGAAAUUACACCAAUUCGACUCUUCAUACUUUAGGAAAGGAUGCCUUUAUUUUCGACUACAGGGAAAAGAACAUCAGUGCAACAGUGGCCUUAGAAAUUAGGAAUAAAGUCCAGAAGAUCAUGAAGCCGUGGCAGACCAUCCAGGUAUAUCGUCCGAACGUGAACCCCAUGGACAUGCACUGGGUCACCAAUCUUCAACAGCUCCGGAAGGCCAACCAGACCGAUUGGAUCGAGCAUCGGGUCAAAACCUGUGCAGUGGUUGGGAAUUCCGGUAUCCUCUUGGGCAGCAAUUGCGGUCCCACCAUAGACAGCAUGGACACCAUUAUCAGGAUGAACUUGGCGGAAUUCGGCUCCGGGUAUUCAUCGGAUGUGGGCUCAAGGCUCACCUACAUGACUAUCAAUAGGGAACAACUGCGUCUGGUGCUCGCCUGCUUUUUUAACAUGACCAAGGGUGACGUUGAGGAGCUUCGGACGAACACCACGAGACCUGUUCUUUCAGCAGAAUGUGACAAUUUCAUCAGGAGGUUUGGGAUGAUCCGGGAGGAUGUGCUGUGGCUCUUCAAGGGCCGACUUCCGGGUUUACAGGAGGUCUUGUCCCUGCUAAGAAAGAGAUUUGGCCUGAGAUUCAAGUUUGCUUACAGCCCCUUGGAUCCCAUCAACCCCACAUUAAAAUUAUGGAAACAAAAAUAUCCGACUACGGGCCUCGCGAUGUACACCGCUGCUACUCAACUGUGUGACGAGAUAUCAUUAUUUGGAUUCUAUCCAUUCUACACAGAUGACUAUAACAGAACCGUACUACAUCAUUAUUAUGAACCGGAACUAAAAGAUUUUGAGGUUCAUCACGAAAUGCCAAAGGAAUAUAAACUCUUCCUUGAUUUAGAUAGGAAGGGCGCGCUUCGUCUUAUUCAAAACUGUUCUUCGAAUGGGAUGAGUCCAAGAAGACAUGGAUUAUGAUUGAUCUUUCAUAGCCGAGAUGGAACGUUCCAUUUAAUGCUAAGAAUAACGAUUAGACAAAGAAAGUGAUUUUUUCCUUUUUAUAGGAAAAGGAGGAGCCGUGGAGGAGCCGUGGUGUAGUGGUU
Lytechinus variegatus (green sea urchin) is the source of this 1919-nucleotide messenger RNA. Its product is annotated as CMP-N-acetylneuraminate-poly-alpha-2,8-sialyltransferase-like. Gene Ontology annotation, biological process: oligosaccharide metabolic process; N-glycan processing. Gene Ontology annotation, molecular function: alpha-N-acetylneuraminate alpha-2,8-sialyltransferase activity. The record is from RefSeq and is a predicted model, not a curated record. NCBI's taxonomy places the organism in Eukaryota, Metazoa, Echinodermata, Echinoidea, Temnopleuroida, Toxopneustidae. The transcript has 4 exons. Bases 658 to 1794 code for a protein of 378 amino acids.